This is a messenger RNA of Styela clava, 3130 nucleotides long. RefSeq lists its product as uncharacterized. Gene Ontology annotation, biological process: proteolysis. NCBI's taxonomy places the organism in Eukaryota, Metazoa, Chordata, Ascidiacea, Stolidobranchia, Styelidae. Gene Ontology annotation, molecular function: serine-type endopeptidase activity. The record is from RefSeq and is a predicted model, not a curated record.
UGUGCGAUUAUAACAGAAUCUAGUUGCAUUCACUUGGUGAGCGAGCUUGAUUACGAGAUUUCGCUUUACUAGUAAAAGAAUAUGAUGGAAUAUGCAUCAGUUUGUACGACUGUCGUUUUGUUUUUGAUUCUGACUGAAAUUUCUGAAGUGAGAACUGCAUCAACUCGAAACUUUCAAUUUCUUCAUUGCAAAUACAGAAGAGCUCGAUAUUCUCGUUUCAACCCACUUGACAUGUCGCGAUCGGAUUGCUAUUUUCCCAGGAGUACACAACGAACUAGGAGAAAGCUUCCUUCAGUUCGUGCAAGUUCUGGAUUGUGUAUCGACAUCGAGUCCGAAGCCUUGUGUGAAAAAUUCAGCAACAGAGGAUUUUGUCGAUCCUUUGCGGUUUGGAUGAAUAACAACUGCGCUAGAACCUGCAAAGUUUGCUCGGAUAUUUCUGGUGAUAUUUCAUCGCCGUUAUUGAGAAACAAUUGGUCUGGUUGGGGAAAGUGGUCAGAAUGCUCAUCAACAUGCGGUUUGGCUUACAUGCGGAGAAGAAGAACAUGUUAUUCAGUGGGUCUAUCAACUUGCAGCGGUUCUACAUUUCAAUCUCAAAAAUGCACUGUUGUUCCAUGUCGAAUAAGGUCAUACCCAUUGCACAGGACGGUUGGUGACUGCGCGGACCUUCAUCGCUCUUGUGAAGUUUUCAAGAAAAAUCAAUUCUGUAAUGAUAAAGUGUAUCAAGAUUGGAUUAAUACAAACUGUAAAGCAAGUUGUGGAUUGUGUGGAUUUACAGAGUGGGGAUCUUGGAGUCAAUGUUCAAGUACAUGUGGAUCAGCUACCAGAACGAGAUCGCGGGAAUGCAGCACAAUCAGUACCGAAUGUCAAGGUCCCAUGAAUCAACAAGAUGAUUGCGAGAUGGAUCCGUGUCCAAAGCCUCAGUGGUCUCAAUGGAGCCUAUGGGGAGACUGCAGUUCAACAUGCGACGAAGGAAUAAUGACAAGAACAAGGAUCUGUUCGGAUUGUAAAGACGGAGGAGUUGACAAAAGUACAGAAUCUAAAGAGUGCAUGAUAAAAGAAUGCCCCCAGUUGUCAAAAUGGUCUGAGUGGUCGGAAUGCACUGUCACUUGUGGUGCUGGCACACAGAAACGAUCUCGAAAAUGCAUCAAUGGACCUGGUUGCAACGGAAAUAUUAGAGAAACGAAGAAAUGUGCAAAAGAUAUUUGUCCGCCCGAAACAAAUUGUACAGACCUACGCCCAGAUUGUAUCAAGUUCAAACGUUUCUGUUCGGGAAUGCUGAUGGAUGAAUACUGCAGAAAAACAUGUGGUUACUGCGUUGAAUGCGACUGUCUCGCAGAUUGGUCAAGUUGGUCAGAAUGUUCGAAAAGUUGCAACGCGGGACUAAGAUUUCGCACACGAAAAUGUUCGACACCUUACCUGGCAUGUGAGAAAGAUAUUGAGAUGUGCAAUGACUUUAUUUGUCCUGAAACUUUGUGGGGAGAAUGGAGUCCUUGUUCAAAGUCAUGUGGCGGCGGAACUAGAAGAAAAACCACAUUUUGUACCGAAGGAUUUUCGACUUGUCCAACGUUUUAUCAAGAUUGUGGGACUGAGCCUUGUCCAUCAAAAAUUUGUUCAUGGGGAGAAAUGCAUCGAUAUAAAAGCAAUUCAGAAUGUUGCAUAUCAACGUUCGAUGACACUUGUGGUAGAAAGAGCAAUGGUGGACGCAUCAUAGGUGGAAAUAGUGCGGAUUCAAAACAAUGGCCUUGGAUGGUAUACAUGGCAAUGAAAAAUAUAAUUGGAGAUGAAGCAAUAUGUGGUGGAACAUUAAUCACGACAAAAUGGGUCGUCACUGCCGGUCAUUGUGUUAGAGAUUUUUCUAAAGAUGACAUUUCCCUUACAAUGGGUUUUACAUCAAUUGGUGACAACAAGAAAAAUGUACAGAGAAGAAAAAUUGCUGAAAUCAUAAUUCAUCCGCAGUUUAUUAUGCCUGCGAAUGAUAUUGCUCUCAUCAAGUUGAAUGAGCCAGUAACGUACACCGAACACGUUCGUCCUAUUUGUCUUCCUGGUGGAGAACAAACAUCGACAGACAAACAUUGUUUUGCCGCAGGCUGGGGAAAAACAAAUCCAGUGAGUGAUUUCACCAGUUCAAUUUUGAACGAAGUUUCUCUUCGUACACUAGACAUGAAGAUUUGUAAAUCGGCUUACGAUACCUCCGUCUAUAGAAAAGGCCUAAAGGAACAUGCUAUGAUCUGCGCUGGCAGUGUUUUAGGAGGAGUCGAUACCUGUGCCGGUGAUAGCGGGGGACCGCUGAUGUGUCAAAGAUGUACAUCAUGUUCCUGGUAUUUAGCUGGUGUAACGUCAUUCGGUUCUGACAACUGCGGGUUACCGAAACACCCUGGUGUGUAUACCAACGUCGUAGAAUACGAACCUUGGAUUCGAUCAAUAGUGUCAUCAGCGUCGAAUGAGACGUACACCGGUUGCUGAUGGACUUCAAUCGUUUUGACUCCGAUCCGAGUUGAAAAAAUUGAAACUCCAAAAAUCUGAAAUCUGGAAAAAUUGAACUAUGAUAACAGAAACCUUGGCAAAUGCAAGCCUUCUUUGACAUACUGUUAAGAAUACUUUCAGUUUUAAUUGCGAAUACUGCUCCGAGCCCUUGGAAGAUACUUAAUUGAUCUGUUAUUAACUGUGCCAUCUAUCUGCCAAGAUGUGUAGUAAAUUUUGUUAAAUAUUAUGAAUUUAUCAGUAUAACCAACCAAUGUAUAUAUAUUGGGAAUUCAUAAACACUCGAGUUGUUUACCUAUAAUCUAUUUUUGAGGUCAAAUAUGCAAUUCCUUGCUUUCUAUGAUUGAAUAUACAACUUGGACUGAUUCAUUCCGUGAUCACAUUCCCAACUGUGAAUAUCACCUGUCAAAAAUAUUCCCUGUUUACAUAAAAAUAAAAAUAAAAUAAAUUUGGCAAUAAAAAUAAAACAAUGGAGAUAGGCGAUAGGGAGUUCAUCAGUCAUGCAUUAGAUAUAACUUACUUAUAUGAUUGAAGUGCAAUAUUAAAAACUAUGAUUGUCUUUAAGUUUUUGAUGCUUUUAUUUAGUUUUAUAUCCUAAUUUUAUUCAAGUGUUUUUUCAUAUUUUUAUAUAAUUAUAAACUUUAUAAUA